This is a messenger RNA of Saccharomyces eubayanus, 1071 nucleotides long. RefSeq names its product Cbf1p (gene CBF1). Gene Ontology annotation, molecular function: protein dimerization activity; DNA-binding transcription factor activity. Gene Ontology annotation, cellular component: nucleus. The transcript has a single exon. The coding region runs from base 1 to 1071 and encodes 356 amino acids. The record is from RefSeq and is a predicted model, not a curated record. NCBI's taxonomy places the organism in Eukaryota, Fungi, Ascomycota, Saccharomycetes, Saccharomycetales, Saccharomycetaceae.
AUGAACUCUUUAGCAAAUAACAAGAUUGGUGGUGGGGAUAACGAAGUUCACUCGGCGAGAAAGAGAAGCUAUCACGAGGAACAAAACGUCAACGAGGCCAGAAAGAAGCAGAGAGACCAAAAUCUGCUGUCACAAGAAAGCAAUGACGGAAACAUCGACUCGGCUCUAUUGAGUGAAGGGGCUACUCUAAGAGGGACCCAAAGCCAGUAUACAGGCGGGCUAGCGUCUAAUCAUGAUGAGAAGGAAAGUGAUGAAGAUCCUUCCGUAGCGGAAGCUGCAGUAGCCGCCACCGUCAGUUACACAGACUUAAUUCAACGUCACGAAGAUGUGUCUGACGUUCAUAUGCCCAAGCAAACAAGUACUGAUAACGGGGACAAGGAUUCCAUGAAUGAAGGAAGAGCAACAAAUUCGUCAAACGAAGGGGCCAAGUUGAGCGUCUCUCUGGAGGGGAUGGAAUCCUCACCAAUAGAGUCCACACAAGACUCCAAAAAUGACAUGCUCAUACCAUUGCCCGAACAUGGACGUAGACACGAACACGAAGAAGAGGAAGAAGAGGAAGAAGAGGAAGAGGAGGAUGAUGACGGUACUGGUAUGAACCUCAAGAAGGACAUGAAUAUGCAGUCGGGCCGUCGAGGAAAAAAACCUACCACACUGGCCACGACAGAGGAAUGGAAAAAGCAAAGGAAGGAUUCCCACAAAGAAGUCGAAAGGCGUCGCCGUGAAAAUAUAAACACCGCCAUCAAUGUCUUGAGCGAUCUGCUCCCUGUAAGAGAAUCCAGCAAGGCUGCGAUACUGGCACGUGCCGCAGAAUACAUCCAAAAAUUGAAAGAGACUGACGAAGCGAACAUUGAAAAAUGGACAUUGCAGAAAUUGCUAAGUGAGCAGAAUGCAUCGCAGUUGGCCAGUGCGAACGAGAAGCUGCAAGAAGAACUGGGGAACGCAUACAAGGAGAUUGAGUACAUGAAGCGCAUCUUACGGAAAGAAGGCAUGGAGUACGAGGAUAUGCACAGCCAUAAGAAAAAGGAGAAAGAAAGGAAGGGCCCCGGAGGUGAUAACGUCCAUGAGGCUUGA